AAAUCCCGAAGUUGUUGUGAGUUCUUCCCCCUCCAAGAUGGAGGCCUUAGGGGGCUACCCUGCCAAGUCCUCCAACCCCAGCGCCAAGCGGUUGACGGUGCUGCUGAGCAUGACAGUCGGCGUGGGGUGUCUGUUCCUCCUGCAGACGCAGCUGGUGAAGCCGAGGAGAUCCAAGGAUUUCUACUCUUUCGAGGUCAAAGACGCGAAGGGGAGGUCGGUCUCCCUGGAGAAGUACCGGGGGAAAGCGUCUUUGGUUGUAAACGUGGCGAGUCACAGCGAGCAGACGGAGGCGAACUACAUGUCUCUGCAGGAGCUGCACCGGGAGCUGGGCACGUCUCACUUCAACGUGCUGGCCUUCCCCUGCGGCCAGUACGGGGACACCGAGACCGGGACCAGCCGGGACAGCGAGGCCUUCGCCAAGUCCACCUACGGCGUCACCUUCCCUUUCUUCAGCAAGAUCAAAAUAAUGGGCUCCGAGGCGGACCCUGCCUUCAAGUUCCUCACAGAUUCUGUGCAGAAAAUUCCAAAGUGGAAUUUCUGGAAGUUUCUGGUGAACGCUGAGGGGAAAGUCGUGCGCUUCUGGCGAACUGACGAGUCCGUGGAAAGCGUUCGACAAGAGGCCACGACGCUGGUGCGAGAGAUCAUCAUAAAGAAGCGCCUGGAGCUAUGAUGGGAGUUAAUCAAUAUGAUACUGGACACGCCGCCGUGUGAUGUCAGUGUUUCCAGCGGUGGACAGUGAACUGUAACAGCGAGCGUGGUUUGGGUUGACGUCUCACUCCAGGCACAUGAGACGAAAUCAUCCACUAGCUUUAUCCACGAAGGCAAAGUCGAAGUUUGUCAGAAUGUGUGUAUUUGUGUGUAGUUGGGACCAUCCUGUGGUUACUGAUGACAAUGGCCACUCCUUUUAAUGACCACUGCUGCGGCUGAAGGAUUGUUUUGCCUUUUAAAAUGUUGGAUUUUUACACAUUUACUUUGGCUUUGUCUGUACUUCCCUGAUGUUUACAUUAAAAAUCAAUUUCUCAAGGUGAAAAGCAUUCCAUUUUAGGACAUUUUGACUGAUUUGAGACCAGCGAAUUGAAGAACAUCCAUCCAAAAAUAAAAAGAUUUUUAUCAUUA
Molecule: messenger RNA, 1116 nt
Organism: Scophthalmus maximus (turbot)
Lineage: Eukaryota; Metazoa; Chordata; Actinopteri; Pleuronectiformes; Scophthalmidae
Gene: gpx8
Product: glutathione peroxidase 8 (putative)
Exons: 3
Coding region: 38-670 (210 amino acids)
Biological process (GO): response to oxidative stress
Molecular function (GO): glutathione peroxidase activity
Source: RefSeq, a predicted model, not a curated record